AUGACGGGUGGAAGCGUGUCUUUCGGUUGCAAGAAGUAUUGGGCCACUAAGAACCCCCGAAUUUCUCCAUUGUUUCCACAGACUUGCAUUGAACAAGAUAGGCUGGGUCAAGUGUUUGAAGAUGCGAUUGAAGUAUUGACACAGAAUUCAGUUGGAGAACUUCAAUAUCCCCCAGAUCACAAAAAUUACAUGACUUUCGUUAACCAGUAUCCUCACAUCAGAGGCAGCUCCGGUUGCUGCGGGUUUGUGCACCCAGAAGAACCCACCUGUAAUUGGAGAAGUGUAAUGAAUGGUUCUGCGGACUUGUAUCCAGAAGAAAGUUUUCAUCAGUCUCUGCAGAACAUAACUGAAAGCCAACUGGUACAAGCCUCCAUUUUCCAGCAAAAGGGAGGAAAAGGCAGGAGGAAGCUCCGGCUGUUCGAAUACCUUUUCGAAUCUCUGUGUGACUCGGAGAUGGCGUCUUGCAUCCAGUGGGUCGACAAAACCAAAGGUGUCUUUCAGUUUAUCUCAAAAAACAAAGAAAAGCUGGCUGAGCUUUGGGGGAAGCGAAAAGGCAACCGAAAACCCAUGACUUACCAGAAGAUGGCCAGAGCCCUGAGAAACUAUGCCAGGACAGGGGAGAUCACGAAAAUCCGCAGGAAACUAACCUACCAGUUCAGUGAAGCUGUUCUCCAGAAACUGUCUCCAUCUUACCUCCUGGGGAGAGACAUCUUCUGCUCACAGUAUGGCCAGUAUGAUCAGGAAUAUCUCAGCCUGAACCCCUGGAAUGUAAACCAUUAUACCUAUGCGGGUUACCCGAGCUAA
Chionomys nivalis (European snow vole) is the source of this 804-nucleotide messenger RNA. It is a transcript of the gene Spic, whose product is annotated as Spi-C transcription factor. Gene Ontology annotation, cellular component: nucleus. NCBI's taxonomy places the organism in Eukaryota, Metazoa, Chordata, Mammalia, Rodentia, Cricetidae. Bases 1 to 804 code for a protein of 267 amino acids. The transcript is spliced from 6 exons. Gene Ontology annotation, biological process: cell differentiation; regulation of transcription by RNA polymerase II. Gene Ontology annotation, molecular function: sequence-specific DNA binding; DNA-binding transcription factor activity, RNA polymerase II-specific. The record is from RefSeq and is a predicted model, not a curated record.